Molecule: messenger RNA, 4025 nt
Organism: Micropterus salmoides (largemouth bass)
Lineage: Eukaryota; Metazoa; Chordata; Actinopteri; Centrarchiformes; Centrarchidae
Gene: clstn1
Product: calsyntenin 1
Exons: 19
Coding region: 182-3127 (981 amino acids)
Biological process (GO): positive regulation of synaptic transmission; homophilic cell-cell adhesion; positive regulation of synapse assembly
Cellular component (GO): cell surface; postsynaptic membrane
Molecular function (GO): kinesin binding; amyloid-beta binding; calcium ion binding
Source: RefSeq, a predicted model, not a curated record
GAAGCGGUGAUUGAAGAGGAUAGCAGAGCGGCGGUGGCGACGACGGCCAUCUUAGAGCUACCGUGGUAACCGACACUCAUCUUCUGGAUUUUAUUUUUCUUGUUAGAGAAACAUUCCGCCUGACUGACGGGGGGAAAAGAAGGCUGUCUUUUACUUCGCCGCGGUUGAACUCGAAGUCGGGAUGCGGUUCCGAGGGAAUAAACAAUUUGCAUCCGCUGUCGGACUGGUCCUUGGACUAUUAUGUGCGGUGGAGGCAGCUAAAGUCAAUAAGCACAAACCAUGGAUCGAGACGACGUACCACGGGAUCAUAACGGAAAAUGAUGACAAAGUACUUCUGGACCCCCCUCUAAUUGCAUUGGACAAGGAUGCUCCUCUACGCUACGCAGAGAGUUUUGAGGUGACCCUCACUGAAGAAGGUGAGAUUUGCGGCUUCAGGAUCCACGGGCAGAAUGUCCCCUUUGAGGCAGUGGUCCUGGACAAGUCCACUGGUGAGGGGGUCAUCCGGGCUAAAGACAAGCUGGACUGCGAGCUGCAGAAGGAACACACCUUCACCAUCCAAGCUUACGACUGUGGAGAGGGACCUGAUGGCGCCAACAUGAAGAAAUCUCACAAGGCCACAGUCCACAUCCAGGUGAACGACAUCAACGAGUAUUCACCGGUUUUCAAGGAGAAGUCCUACAAAGCCACCAUUAUUGAGGGAAAGAAGUAUGACAGCAUCUUGAAGGUGGAGGCAGUGGACGCCGACUGUUCUUUCCAGUUUAGCCAAAUCUGCAACUACGAGAUUGUCACCCCAGAUGUGCCCUUCACCAUCGACAAAGAUGGCUUCAUCAAAAACACGGAGAAACUGAGCUAUGGCAAAGAGCGCAUGUAUAAGCUAACUGUGACCGCCUACGACUGUGGAAAGAACCGUGCCUCCGAGGACGUUCUGGUCAAGAUCAGCGUCAAGCCCACCUGCAAGCCCAGCUGGCAAGGCUUCAAUAAGAGGAUUGAAUAUGAGCCUGGCACAGGUAGCCUGGCCCUUUUCCCCAGCAUGCACCUGGAGACCUGUGAUGAGCCAAUCACGUCCAUCCGAGCCAAUAUUGAACUGGAAACCAACCAUAUUGGGAAGGGCUGCGACCGUGACACCUACUCGGAGAAGUCGCUGCACAAGCUCUGCGGGGCAAGCUCCGGCACUGUGGAACUUCUGCCGGCUCCCAGCAGCGCCACGAACUGGACGGUAGGGCUGCCCACCGACAACGGGCAUGACAGCGACCAGGUGUUUGAGUUCAAUGGGACCCAGUCCAUCAGGGUUCCAGAUGGACUGGUGAGCACCAGCCUGAAGGAGCCCUUCACCGUCUCUGUGUGGAUGAGACAUGGCCCCGGGGCCCAUGAGAAGGAGACUAUACUCUGCAACUCUGACAAGAAAGAGAUGAACAGACACCACUACUCGCUCUACGUCCACAACUGCAGACUGAUCCUUCUCCUCCGCCAGGAUCCAUCAGAGGCCGAGAACUACAAACCAGCCGAGUUUCACUGGAAACUUGACCAGGCGUGUGACAAAGAGUGGCAUCACUAUGUGCUGAAUGUGGAGUUCCCCACUGUGUCUCUGUUUGUGGAUGGAACUACCUUUGAGCCCUUCCUGGUUACAGAGGACUACCCGCUGCAUGCCUCCAAGAUCGAAACUCAGCUCACCAUCGGUGCUUGCUGGCAAGACAACUCAGGACAUGACAAUGACACUGAGUCAGUCUCUGAGCCCACUUCAGGUGGAAAUGCUCGAAUGGCUCAGUUUUUCCGGGGGAACCUAGCAGGGCUGAUGAUCCGCUCCGGCAAGCUGGAGAACAAGAACGUGAUCGACUGUUUGUACACCUGCAAGGAAGGACUGGACGUGCAGCUGCCUGAGGAGGUAGCUGCAGCUGUCAAGGUGGAGUUCAACCCCAACCAGUCAGCACUGACUGUGGAGGGCGAUGACAUUGACGCCUUUGACAAGGUCAUGCAGCACAUCUCCUACUUGAACUCCCGCCAGUUCCCGACCCCUGGUAUCAGGCACCUUCGCAUCUCCACCACCGUCAAGUGCUUCAACGAGGAGUCCUGCGUUACGGUGCCAGAUACUGAAGGUUACGUGAUGGUGCUGCAGCCCGAAGAGCCCAAGAUCAGCCUGAGCGGCAUUGACCACUUCGCCCGCAGCGCUGCCGAAUUCGAGAGCCACGAAGGUGUGACGCUUUUCCCCGAGCUACGCAUCGUGAGCACCAUCACCCGCGAAGUGGAGGCCGACACGGAGUCUGAAGCGGCAGAGGGAGCUGAUGAUGACCCUACGGUGCAAGAGACUGUGGUGUCAGAAGAGAUCAUGCACAACCUGGACACGUGUGAAGUGACUGUGGUGGGAGACGAGCUGGACGGGGAGCACGAGAGCCUGGAGGUGGACGUGCCCCAGCUGCAGCAGCACGGCCUGGAGAUGACUUCCUCUAACCUGGGCCUCGUCGUUACCGGUGUGAACACCAUGGCCAACUACGAGCAGGUCCUGCAUCUCAUCCAUUACAAGAACUGGCACACCGAGGCUCUCUUUGACAGGAAAUUCAAGCUGGUCUGCUCUGAACUCAACGGUCGCUACAUCAGCAAUGACUUCAAAGUCGAGGUGAAUGUGAUCCACACAGCCAAUCCCGUGGAGCAUGCCAACAAUGCCAUGGUGCAGCCCAACUUCAUUAACCCCGUGCAUCAUGCCUCUGUGGAUCUGUCUGGUCACAACCUGGUCAACGCUCAUCAGGCCUCAGUGGUUCCCAGCGCUGCCACCGUUGUCAUUGUGGUGUGCGUUAGCUUCCUGGUGUUUAUGAUCAUCCUGGGUGUGUUCCGCAUCCGUGCUGCACACCAGCGCACUAUGAGAGACCAGGAGAACGGCAAGGAGAACGAGAUGGACUGGGACGACUCGGCACUCACCAUCACCGUUAACCCCAUGGAGACGUACGAGGACCAGCACAGCAGCGAGGAGGAGGAGGAAGAGGAGGAGGAGAGCGAGGACGGAGAGGAGGAAGACGACAUCACGAGCGCGGAGUCCGAGAGCAGUGAAGAUGAGGAGGGCGGGGAGCCGGAGGACCAGCAGGGGGCCAGCAGACAGCAGCAGCUGGAGUGGGACGACUCCACCCUCACCUACUAGAAUGACACGCUCCCCCAACGCAGCACGUUUAACACUCAACACUAGCUCUCACACACACACACACACACCACCAACACGCUCACUGCUCGGCACACACUCCCACCCACUACAGUUUCAUGUCCAAGGAGCCAUGAUUUUAAAAAAAAUGAGAAAAAGAAAAGAAACCUUCCCUUGAGCGUAUAUAUGGUCAAGGCUUUCCUGUUGUUAUCUUAGUGGUGGUACUCUGUGUAGUGUAGUCAUCACCGGAUUGCUGAUUUUUACUGUUUAUUUUUUUAUUUAUUAUAUUUUAAGUCCCAGGAAAACUUGGCCUACAUUUGUUUUGAACUGUGUGAGGAAGCCAACCCUGCACUUUUUGAUUUCUCUCAGACGUAAGGCUUUUCAAAUGGAGAAUUCUUUUUCCUAAUGUAUAUUCUUUGCUUAAUACUUUUAAAAUUUAAUUGCCGCUAAACUCACGUGUAGCUUUGACUUGAGUUUUCUUGACUUGUAGUCCACAGUGAAACGAAAUGAUGCUUUUAACAAGUAGAUCGCAUUUACUUUGUUUUUUUCCACCUUUUUUUUUCUCUUCUUUUAGUGCAUGAGGAUAUUUGACUCAUAUGUGUAGAGAAAUAAAUUGCUUUUUAAAGAUUUUGUAAAUAUAAAGAAACCAUGUAAUUAGUCGAUGUGUUAGUAAAGGCCUACUCAAUGGGGUCCAAUAUCUAAAAUGACGCAGUACGUAAUGUAGAAUAUUUGUGUCACAGAGGCUGUAGCAUGUCGCUAAAUUUCUGCAAAAGCUGUUCCAUCUUGCUUGUACAAAAAUGUCUACUUCACGAUCAGAAACCCAGGACUGUUCAGCGGAGGUUUCCAUGACAAAGUGGUGUCCAUUUUGUCUUUUCUUUUUCUUUUUUUUUUUUUUUGCAAA